AUGCUGUCCAAAAUAUACGUGAUAUUGCUUUUGGUAUUUUGCGUCGCAUCUCGGAAUUUCACCAACGAGUACGACUAUGUGAUUGCAGGUGCGGGUACUGCUGGGCUGCUGCUAGCGAACAUCUUAUCCGAGGACCCCAAUGUCAAGGUCUUGGUACUAGAGGCAGGUUCCGACUCCAGGAAAGAAGCAAAUGUGACGGAUCCAGAACGGCGAGGACUAUACGACAACGGUACCGGAGGAUCCCAGUACGUGCCGCGAGGCAAGACUAUUGGUGGAACGAGCGCCAUGAACUGGAUGAUACAUAACGAAGACUCGCGUGUCCAAUUGGACAUAUGGGAGAGUGUCCUCAAUCUGACCGGCUGGAACUGGGAGUCCAUGUCAACAGCUUUUCGAGAGUCUGAAACUAUGUAUGCUCCGUCUACGGAUCUUGCAGAUGUUCUCCCAUACGAUGCUUCCCUGCAUGGAGGCGCCGGUCCCAUUGAAUCGACUUUCCAGCGCAGUGUGUACACCUUGUACUCCCAGUACGUGUCGCCAACACUGGAAUCGCAAGGCUUCACGCCCACGCAUGAUGGGAACAACGGGGAUGCCAACGGACCCAACUUCCUUCCUUUCGCAAUCUAUCCAUUCAACUACACGCGCUCCUACGCGGGGUCCGCAUACACAGCCGUGGAGUAUCGACCGAACAUGGAGGUCAGAACAAAUUGCCAGGUUACCGGGAUAACGUGGGCAUCUACAGGAGCCAACGUGACCGCGUCUGGACUAAAAUACGUUCCUGCAGACGGAUCUACGAAUCAAACGACUCAAGUUGCUGGUCGCGAAAUUGUUAUUAGCGCAGGGGCUAUUCAAUCGCCUCAAAUUCUCGAGCUGAGUGGCAUUGGUGAUCCAGAAAUCCUACAAGCCGUCAAUGUCACGCCCGUGGUCAACCUCACGAAUGUCGGCACCAGUCUACGCGAUCCUCCAAUGACCAACUACUGGCCCAUACAGUUCAAGAUCAAUAGAUCUGUGAACUUGACCGGUAACGAAUUUAUUCAGAACUUCAUCGACCUCGAGCCAGCAUCCAAGAUUCUCUCUCCUGCAGAUUACUACGCAGCAUCGACAUGGUUGAACAGCACAACCACAAUUCCCGGAUUAGGAGAUGCACAGCUGGCAGUGUUCAAAGAACUUUGGUACACCAACCAGCCACUCAUAGAGUUUGCGUGGCAGUAUAAGACGGCAAACGUUACGCCUUACUGCCUUGUGCCGCUUUCGCAAGGCACAGUGCACAUCAACUCUAGUGAUCCACUGCAUCCUCCAGCCAUCAAUCCGAACUACAACGUGGUCAAUGCGACUAUUAACGGAACUGUCGUGCAGUGGGAUAUGUGGUUCCUCGCAAAAGCAGCUCAGUACUACACGGAGCUACUUGCUACCUCAGCACCUAUGAGCUUGAUAGUUACCUCCACGGUACCAGAUUACAACCUGCCCUUCGCGGAGUGGUACGAAGCCAUCUUCCAGCAAACCGGUUCGUCACAGCAUUUGACGGGCGGCAACCCAAUGCUAGAGAGGGAAGCUGGCGGUGUUGUGGAUACGGAGUUGAAGGUCUACGGGACGAACAACGUCAGGGUGGUUGAUGGAAGUGUUUUCCCGUACCAACCAAGUGCGCAUCCGAUGGGGGUCACAUAUGCGCUUGCUGUUCGUGCGGCAAGAAUUUUCCAGGCUGGUAAGUAUACGGAAACUACUGAUCUACCGUCGAGUAAUGCGAGUGCAAACGCGACUGCAACGUUCCCACCGGGUGGAAGUGGGAGCGGGAAUGGGUCAUCAGUCACUACUGGGGUUCCAUCUUCCUACACAGGUGGGGCGAAUAUAGUGGGUCUUGAAAGGCUUGGGUGGGGGAUGUUCAGCGCGUUUGUCUUCGCGAUCAGCCAGUUCGUGUAA
Didymosphaeria variabile is the source of this 1911-nucleotide messenger RNA. RefSeq lists its product as uncharacterized. Bases 1 to 1911 code for a protein of 636 amino acids. The record is from RefSeq and is a predicted model, not a curated record. Gene Ontology annotation, molecular function: oxidoreductase activity, acting on CH-OH group of donors; flavin adenine dinucleotide binding. The transcript is spliced from 3 exons. NCBI's taxonomy places the organism in Eukaryota, Fungi, Ascomycota, Dothideomycetes, Pleosporales, Didymosphaeriaceae.